AUGACGCUGCGACGCCAGGAGCCUCUGAAGCGCCCCGCGGCGAAGGCCGUGGCAAAAGCGAAGGCGAAGGCGGCUCCUGCACCGGGCCUGACCAGCAAGAGGUGUGUGACCAUCUUGCAGCGGGUCCAGAAGGCCGCGUCGAUGCCGAAGGAGGUGCUGCUGCAGCUGCGCCAGGCCUUGAAGUGCGCCAAGAGCGGCAAGAAGGGGGACCUCCCGAAAGCCACGGCGCUGCUUGGCGGCGUCAUGGCCAAGGCUGUGAGGGCCUUCGAGGAGGAGCUGGCAACCGCCCGGGAGAGCUUGGAGAAGGCCAAAGAGGAGCACCAAACCUUGGAGUCGCAGCAGGCCGACGCAGAGGCGCAGCUGAAGUCGGCCAAGAAGGCGAUUGUGGACUUCAAGGUGAAACUCAAGGACUCCCAGCGAUUCAUCUCAGAGGAGACCAAGGCACUCACCAAUGCUUCCGCAGAGCGCAAGAGCGCCUUGCAGGACGUGAAGCUGGCGGAGAAGGACUGCUGUCACUUGCAGCAGGUCCAGGAGAAGAGUUACAAGCCUCUGCGCGAGGCCGAGGUGUCAGCGCCAACCGCACCCUCGCGGAAGCAGAUCAACAGCCUCUGCAAGGCUGCAAAGAAGGUGGGCUUCCACCGCGAGCUGCUGAGCGUCGCCCCGGCGGUGCUGAAGAAGGAGCUCACGAAGCGCCAGACCUUCGACCAGUUGGUGCUGCGUGCCCUGGACGCCGAGUUCUCCAAGCGAUCCCAGGCGCUGCAGAGCAAGCUGGAGGAGAACCAGCAGAGCCUGGAGCAGCAGGACCAGGCGAUGGAGGAGAAACGCCAGGCGCUGGCGGCGGCCAAGGAUUCGGUGAAGCACACGGCGCGGAUGAUCGUAGAGGCGGAAGCGCAGGCGGAGUCCAGCAAGCGGUCGGUGCAGCUGGCGGUGAAGCAGGCGAAGAGAGUGCCGCAGAUGGUGAAGCAGCAGGCCCGGAAGUUCGAGGCGGUUCGGUCCAAGUACAACAAGUUCCGCGCGGGCCCUCUUGCGACCUAUCUGACCUACCGGCCCGGGAAGCAUGUGAAGCAUGAUAGUGACGAGGAAGCCACUCAAAGGGCGUGA
Messenger RNA from Effrenium voratum, 1101 nucleotides. NCBI's taxonomy places the organism in Eukaryota, Dinophyceae, Suessiales, Symbiodiniaceae. The record is from the annotation of a GenBank genome assembly.